Anoplopoma fimbria (sablefish) is the source of this 780-nucleotide messenger RNA. RefSeq names its product claudin domain-containing protein 1-like. Bases 8 to 766 code for a protein of 252 amino acids. The transcript is spliced from 4 exons. Lineage: Eukaryota; Metazoa; Chordata; Actinopteri; Perciformes; Anoplopomatidae. Gene Ontology annotation, cellular component: membrane. The record is from RefSeq and is a predicted model, not a curated record.
GUGAACAAUGGUCGACAACCGCUACGCCACAGCUCUGGUCAUCGCCUGUGUGCUGAGCAUACUGGCCACCGUGUAUCUGUCGGUGGCUGUGGGGACGCAGCACUGGUACCAGUACAGCAGUCCCACCGUGCGAGGGGAGGCCAACGUGUCCGAGCUGCACACCAUGUAUGAGGAGUUCAUGGACGGGGAGUUUGAUGAGAAAACAUACAGCGACACGUUAUUCCGCCUGAACGGGACCGUGGGCCUGUGGUGGAGGUGUGUGCUGGUUCCUGCCAACCAGCACUGGAACAAAGAGACAGAUUCCAAGAUGAUGUUGGAGUGUCGAAGCUUCACUCCGUCUCAGCAGUUCACUCCCAAGUACAAAGAGCCGGGCAACCACAACAGUGGAGAGGACAUGCUGCGCACCUAUUUGUGGAGGAGCCAGUUUCUGCUGCCACUGGUUUCCUUGAGUCUGGUGGUGUUGGCAGGCCUGACUGGUUUCUGUGCCUGCCUCUGCAGAAGCCUCACCCCCACACUUGGCAUUGGAGUUCUUCACCUGCUGGCUGGCCUCUGUACCUUAGCCACAGUGUGCUGCUACCUGGCUGGGAUGGACCUGCUCCACAGGGUGUCCAUGCUGCCUGAUAAGGUGGACGGCUCUCUGGGCUGGUCCCUCUACUUGGCCCUCAUUUCCUCGCCACUCCACAUGAUGGCCGCUGCGCUGCUAGUGUGGGCGGCACGCAGUCACAGUCAGAACUACUACCGCAUGAGCGCCUACCGGGUGGCUUAGACUAAAGUAAAUGU